UUUGCUAUCGUGUGUCAGUCAUUGACGAGGCAACAUCUCAAAUAUUUUCUCGAAUCUUUAGUGCUAUAUACUGUUUAAGAAUAUUACAAAGAGUUUAGACUUAUAAAAUCUGUGAUAAAUCAACCGUCUCUUGAUAUCCUUUUCGGAGGAAAUUUAGGCGGGAAAGACGAAAAGGUAUUAAUUUUGUGUUACGCCUUUUAUGGUGCGACUGGUAACGUGUUUUCUGCGAAGGUUGAACCUUGACACGUUUGAGUCUGUGGCCAAAAAGUCCAACUAAAGUCUGCAAGAUAAAGAAUCUCGUGCAAAUUCUGUGACUCUUCAGUCUUUGGGGAAUUUCUGCGGAAAAUUUGGGAAAAUCUCAUUGAAAGAAUAGUGACUUUAGUGUUACCAGCUGUGACAAUGGCUUUCAACUAUUAUCCGAAAAAUUGGCACGCAAAUGGAAUGGGAUGGUACAAUCCGGCUGCAAUGCAGACUGGGUGGAAAAUACCACCCCCUUCGGCUCCCAGGGCGCUGGAUGCAUAUUCCACAGGCAGCUCAUCGUCAGGGGUAUCGAGUGCAUGCCCUUAUCCAACUUCCGGGCCUUCUGGAAUGCCCACUCCUCAUUCUGCUUAUGGCUUUGUAAUGCCACCUCCACUACCCCAGAUGCCUGGGAUAGCUCCUCCAGCUCCCCUCUAUCCUCCACUUAAUUUUGAAGGAUCUGGGGGACCAGGAAGCUUAUCAUCAAUUGGCUCGAUGAUUUCUGAACCAAAUAUUCCACCAGUUGUACCACCUACAAUCUCAGGAUAUGGUUUGGAGGAGAUUCCCUGUGCUGCCAUUAAGGUCCCAGAGGAUCAGUUCUUUUUUUCGCUCGGCGAACGCGGAAGUGGACUUAGAUCACGUGGAGAUGUCCAGGACUUCCACACACUCAGACAGCAAUGUCUAGCCUCUGGUACACUUUUCGAAGAUCCCGAAUUUCCCGCUUCUGAUUCUUCCCUCAUGUUCUCCCGGCGCCCCGAUCGCUAUGUCGAAUGGUUGCGUCCAAUGGAGAUUACCAGUGAUCCGCAGUUCUUCGUAGAAGGCUAUUCGCGUUUUGACGUGCAACAGGGAGAACUUGGGGAUUGUUGGCUAUUGGCAGCAGCAGCAAAUCUCACCCAAGAUCCCAAGUUGUUCUUCCGCGUUGUGCCUGAAGAUCAGAACUUUAGCGAUGAUUACGCUGGUAUCUUCCAUUUCCGCUUCUGGCAAUAUGGCAGAUGGAUUGAUGUGGUCAUUGACGAUCGCCUUCCUACGUACCGUGGAGAAUUGCUGUACAUGCAUUCAACAGAGAAAAAUGAAUUCUGGAGUGCGCUACUGGAGAAAGCCUACGCCAAGCUGCAUGGAUCCUAUGAAGCUCUCAAAGGAGGUACCACCUGUGAGGCCAUGGAAGACUUUACAGGAGGUGUAACGGAAAUGUAUGAUCUGAAGGAAGCCCCUCCGAAUCUCUACAGUAUCCUCUUGAAGGGUAUGGAGAGGAAUUCCAUGAUGGGCUGCAGUUUGGAGCCCGAUCCGCAUGUCCUUGAAGCAGAGACCUCUGAAGGUCUUAUCCGUGGUCAUGCGUACUCUAUCACAAAGGUCCAAAUGGUGGACAUUGUGACGCCCAAUACGAGUGGAAAGAUCCCUCUGUUGCGUCUCCGGAAUCCUUGGGGCAAUGACGCUGAAUGGAAUGGACCAUGGAGCGAUCAGAGUCCCGAAUGGAGAUAUAUCCCGGAUCAUGUUAAGGAGCAGAUUGGAUUGAAUUUUGACGUAGAUGGUGAAUUCUGGAUGUCAUUUAAGGACUUCCUGACGCACUUUGAUCGGGUUGAACUGUGCAACUUGAGUCCGGAUUCAUUGAGUGAGGAUCAAGUGAGCCGGGGGAAGAAGAAGUGGGAGAUGUCGGUGUUUGAGGGUGAAUGGACUCCAGGUGUUACAGCUGGUGGCUGUAGAAAUUAUCUAGAGACCUUCUGGCACAAUCCUCAGUAUGUGAUUACACUGGAGGAUCCGGAUGAGGAUGAUGAUGAGGGAAAGUGUACGGUGAUUAUUGCAUUGAUGCAGAAAAAUAGAAGAUCCAGGAGGAAUAUGGGAAUGGAUUGUUUGACAAUUGGAUUUGCUGUCUAUCAUCUGAGUGAUCGUGAUUUGAUGAAUAAACCGCAAAGGUUGAAUUUCUUCAAGUACAACGCUUCCGUGGCCAGAUCGCCGGCAUUUAUUAAUCUCAGGGAGGUUAGUUGUCGCUUCAAACUACCUCCUGGACACUAUCUCAUUGUCCCGUCCACUUUUGAUCCCAAUGAAGAGGGUGAAUUCCUCAUCCGCGUCUUCUCCGAGGGUAGAAGUCACAUGGAAGAGAACGAUGAACAAGUGGGAAUGGGAAGUGUUGACGAUAGGGUUAGCAAUUACGACGAAAAUGAGUAUGGUGAUAGAGAAAAUGUUACACCGUCGUUACCUCAACCGACUUACCCCGAUCCUCAGAAGUCAGCCAUGGAGAAACUCUUCAUGGAAGUUGCUGGUGCUGACAUGGAGGUGGAUUGGAUGGAAUUGAAGCAGAUUUUGGACCAUUCAAUGAAAGAUGAUUUGUGCAAAGUGUCUGCGAAUGGGGCGACCCAGCUGGGGGCCCCAAGCGGAGGUGGUGGUGGAGGAGGAGGAGGUGGAGAGAACGACGGCGGACUCCUGGGGCUUCUGUGCGGCGCCCUGUGCAAAGAUAAUGCCAUUGGCCAGGCCUUUGGUGCCAACAAUGAUCCUGGAGGUGGCGAGGGCGUCGUGAUGGUGGCUCCCAGCUCAAGUGUGAUGGACUAUGGGGGCUUCUCCAAAGACGUCUGUCGAUCGAUGGUGGCGAUGCUGGAUGUUGAUCAGUCGGGAAAGUUGGGCUUUGAGGAAUUCAAGACACUGCUCAAUGAUAUUGCCAAAUGGAAAGCCGUGUUUAAGCUCUAUGAUCAAGAUGGAUCAGGAAAAUUGGGGGCAUUUGAGUUGCGACAGGCUCUCAAUUCGGCUGGGUAUCAAUUGAACAAUCGGAUACUCAAUGCUCUGGCUCAUCGGUAUGGCAGUCGAGAUGGGAAGAUUGCCUUCGAUGACUUUAUAAUGUGUGCCGUGAAGAUUAAGACGAUGAUUGAUAUCUUCAAGGAGAGGGACGUUGAUGGCACGAAUAUGGCAACAUUCUCAAUGGAAGAAUGGGUGGAGAAGACAGUUUAUUCGUAAAUAAAACAAAACAAAAAAUUGGAACAACGCACUACAAGAAGCCUUUUGGAUUUUUUCUCAAAUCAAAGCCAGAAUUAAAAAUUACGCAGAGUGUUCUCUUUACUAAUAUUUAUUUUAUUACAUGUUUUACAAAUAUAUUCAGUCGAAAAAUAAA
Molecule: messenger RNA, 3334 nt
Organism: Phlebotomus papatasi
Lineage: Eukaryota; Metazoa; Arthropoda; Insecta; Diptera; Psychodidae
Product: calpain-B-like
Exons: 9
Coding region: 400-3180 (926 amino acids)
Biological process (GO): proteolysis
Cellular component (GO): cytoplasm
Molecular function (GO): calcium-dependent cysteine-type endopeptidase activity; calcium ion binding
Source: RefSeq, a predicted model, not a curated record